CACUGUUUAAGGAUCUUUAUUUCCUUGUUUCCUCUUCUCACACCAAAUAAAAGAUCAGUCUAAAGCCCACCAACCCCUUCUACUUUGAGUUUUCCAAGCACCUAAAACAUCCAACUUUUUCACUUUUACAAAUCCCUCUCAUACGAUCCUUGAUCCAAACACACAAAAAAACGAAACACAGAUCCUUCAGUUUUUGUCAUUUCUCUCUCUCUCUAUCAUCACGUCACUGCUAUUCCUGGCUACUCUUUAUAUUGGAACUUCAAUAAUGUUUGGAAACUAAUGGAUUAGGGGCCUGUUUAUCAUUAACCGGUUGGGGGUAAAGGUCUUGUUUUUAAAGCAAUUUGAAAGAGGACGGUUUCGUUAUCAUUUGGUGGAUUAGAGUCCUUAUUUAACUAGAACUGUCAAUGAUAGUGAGAAAGAACAUGGGACGUGCUUCACCACUUGUUCUGGUUACAUUAGUUCUUGGCUUUUCCUUUGCAACUUAUAAUCUGGUAACGAUGAUAAUGCACAAUAGAGCUAUUUCAAAAUGGGUUGAGGAUGAUGCCAACGGUGGGAUAUUUUUUGAUCCGGUCAUUAAGAUGCCUGAAAAUGUGAGGAAACCGAAGAAUGCCAGAUUGCCUUUCCAUGUUGCCGUAACAGCUACUGAUGCGACAUACAGCCAAUGGCAGUGUCGCAUUAUGUACUAUUGGUAUAAGAAGAAGAAGGACUUGCCUGGCUCAGAUAUGGGAGAUUUCACACGUAUUUUGCACUCCGGAAGUCCCGACAACUUCAUGGAUGAGAUUCCUACUAUUGUAGUUGAUCCUCUUCCGGAAGGGUUGGAUCGAGGAUACAUUGUCUUAAAUAGACCAUGGGCUUUUGUGCAGUGGCUGGAAAAGGCUACAAUUGAAGAAGACUAUAUAUUGAUGGCAGAACCUGAUCAUAUUUUUAUCAAUCCGCUGCCUAAUCUGGCAAGUGGAGGAUUCCCAGCUGCAUUCCCCUUUUUCUAUAUUAAGCCGGCUGACUACGAAAAAGUGUUGAGGAAGUUUUUCCCCGAGGAGAUGGGACCUGUGACAAAUAUUGAUCCAAUUGGCAAUUCACCUGUCAUUAUCAAGAAGGAUUUACUUAAAAAAAUCGCUCCUACUUGGAUGAAUGUUUCUUUAAAAAUGAAGGACGACCCUGAGACUGAUGAAGCUUUUGGAUGGGUGCUAGAAAUGUAUGCUUAUGCUGUGGGCUCUGCUUUGCAUGGCGUGCAACAUAUACUUCGGAAGGACUUCAUGCUGCAGGUUUGGCAAUUGGAACCUUAUUUUUCAAAGCCACCAUGGGAUUUUGAAAUCGGAAAAAAGUUUAUAAUUCAUUACACCUAUGGAUGUGACUACAACAUGAAGGGCGAGUUAAUGUAUGGUGAAAUUGGCGAAUGGCGAUUUGACAAGAGAUCAUUUCUACGCGGACCUCCACCACGAAAUCUCUCAUUGCCUCCUCCAGGGGUCCCAGAAAGUGUGGUGACCCUUGUGAAAAUGGUGAAUGAAGCAACUGCAAACAUUCCCAAUUGGGAGGCUUAAUAAACGCCAGAUGUGACAAAAGGAGGGGAAAAAUACAUAGCAUUUAUGGAAAUCUUUCUUUGUGGGGGUAAAAAGGAAAUUUUGUUUAUUUAUUUAGUAAACUCUUUGAAUAUUUCAUGUAUAAAUACCUCAUCAGCUUAAUUAAAAAUUCAAGCUAUAGAUUUAAUUUAGUAA
Molecule: messenger RNA, 1712 nt
Organism: Gossypium arboreum
Lineage: Eukaryota; Viridiplantae; Streptophyta; Magnoliopsida; Malvales; Malvaceae
Product: hydroxyproline O-arabinosyltransferase RDN2-like
Exons: 9
Coding region: 405-1538 (377 amino acids)
Molecular function (GO): glycosyltransferase activity
Source: RefSeq, a predicted model, not a curated record